CUCCGUCGUGCCAGAAUAGAUUCACUACAUGCAAAGCCAUUCUGCAAUCGUAUUGUGAGAAUACCAUCGGUCCUGAUUUAGGGAGUACAUUCAUUCUACAUAUCGAGCAAACAUGGCUUCACAAAAAUCAUUUUGUAUAGUUACAGGGGCAAGCAGGGGCAUCGGUCGUGCAAUUGCUAUCAAUUUUGCCAGGUCAUUUUCUGCGGAGUCUCGGAUUGUUGUGACAGGGCGAACGGCGGAGGCCUUGAACGAGACGAAGCAGAUGAUCCAGGCCGCUGCUCCCGGUGUUCACUGCACGGUUGUCAUCGCCGAUCACUCGGAUGAGGGUGGUAUGUCAAACACUCUCUCUGAGGUCACAAAAGAUGUCAAUCCAGAAGAAUUUCAGCGAUGUUUCCUCAUCAAUAAUGCUGCUAGCUUGGGAGAUGUGUCACGUUAUGCUCGGCAGUUGGAUGCUUCUGAUCUGAGCAGGCUGCAGAAAGUAUGCAUGUUGAAUGUUACUUCAGUGUUGCUCCUGACCUCGCAUUUUCUGAAGACCUUUCCGCGGAGGGAUGGACUGUCCAGAACUAUCGUGUCCUUGUCAUCGCUCUCUGCUUUGGUACCAUUCGCCAGUUGCUCUGUUUACUGCAUGACGCAGGCAGCUAGACUCAUGCUCUUCAAGACCAUAGCUCUAGAGGAACCCGAUGUUCGAGUUUUGAGCUAUAACCCAGGCCCGGUGGACACGGCAAUGUUCAAAGACAUGCAGACCAACAGUGCCAGUGCUGAGUGCAGGAAGAUGCUAGAAGUUACUGAAAGCGAACAGAAGUUGCUCCAGCCGGAUCAAACCGCUUCAAGGCUGCUCAGCAUCUUGGAGAAGGAUGCAUUUGAGUCCGGGGCUCACGUUAGUUACAACGAUGACUUGGCAGAGACGGUCGGUAACUUACGCAAGAAGUAGGUUUCAUCUUUCACAUUUCGUCUCACACCCGCUGCUCACACCAAUCGCUCCAAAGGGGUGUGUACAUCCAGAUUUCUUUGGAUAUAGAGCUCUCGGGUUAAAUUGGACUUCUAAUAGCAUGCCAGAGCCUAUAUUAGCAAAAUAAGGAAGAUCUAGCAAAACAAAUACUUAAGCAAAAUAAUCUUUAUGUGCGUUUUUUUUAUUUUAAGUUGUUCUUUAAAAUAUGUUUAUACGUAAUAUAUAAGAAAGAAAGGGGAUUAAAAAAAGGGGGGUGUAGUUGCAUAUAAACUGAACAUAAAUGAAACGAAGAACCAUCGAUGGUUUAUAACCUAAUCAAAAUGCACGUGACACGUACAUGUGAGCACCGGAGAGAGAGAGAGAGAGAAAGAGGGGGGGGGGUAAGUGGUGAGACUGGGGACAGGAGAGAAACGGGGAACAGAUCGACGGUCAUAAAAUUGACCCCCCCCCCAAAAAAAAAUGAAUUAUCACGAUUCUCUUAGUACAUUUAUUCACGGAAGGAAAAGAUCGAAAAAAAAUUAAAGUACCAUUCGCCUAUACCAUGCCACUUUGGAGAGUUUGUCACCCUUGCCAUGAUUUAUUAAGUUGUAUAAAUUUACAUUUCAGUAUUACAAAUAGUCAUAAACAGUAAACCAAGGAUGGUAAACUAGGAAAAGUAUCUAAAAUGCAUAAAGUGUAUUACUACAACAUAUCGAGUUUUUGUGAAGUAUAAUGUCAAAGUUCUGCUUUGACAGAGGUCAACACACGAUGUUAAAAUUGAUGCAUAUACUCUUGAUGCUACCGAUGGAUAUCAAAUCAGUGGAUUCCCGAUCCAAGUAGGAAAAUAUAUAAAAUGGAUUAUAUGUUUUACUUCAUUAUUUCCAGUUUUUGUGCGGUACAGUUUCAAAUAAGCAUGUGUUGUUGUAUGAAUAUAUCACUGCUUAUGCUACCAAUAGAUAUCACAUUAAUGGAUUCCGAAAUCUAUUUAGACCGCUUAUGACGUCAAAUUAAUGGAUUACUCUGCUAACACCAAUAAUGAGGGUAACUUCUCUCUUUUGUCAUGACUUCUGUAGAUUAAUGUCCGCCAUUUAUCAGACACAAUCAAUCAAUGUAAUAAAACGAGUUGAUUAAACAAAUCAAACAAAGACACUGAUAAUUUCAUAUGAAUAAGAUUUGUUUGUAAUUUUCCGCCACUUAUCUCCCUCCAUCGACUGUAAGUCUUUGCUUUAUAUUACAAUUGGCGCUCCCUAGUUCGAAGAUCGAUUCGCCGCCUCGUAGUUGGAACACCAAUCUUCUGUUCCCCUAAUUCAAACAUCAAUUUUGCGCCCCCUAGUUCUAACAUCAAUUUGGCGCCCCCUAAUUCGAAGAUCAAUUUGGCACCCCUUAGUUCUAACAUCACUUUGGUCCCCCCUAAUUUGAUCAUCAAUUUGGCGCCCAAACCUUAGUUCAAACAUCGAUUUGGUGCUCCAUAGUUCGAACAACAUUUUUGCACACUGUAGUUCGAACAUCAAUUUGGCGCCCAUUUAUUUCAAACAUAAGUUUGGUGCCCCUACUUCAACCAUCAAUUCGGCGCCUCUACUUCAAAUGUCAGUUUGGCGCCCCCUAAUUCCAAGAUCUAUUUGGCGCCCCCUACUUCGAACAUGAAUACAACACUCCCUAGUUCGAACACAAUUCGGCUCCCUCUAGUUUGAGCGUUAAUUUGGCUCCCCUGGUUUGAAAAUCAAUUCGGUGCCCCUUGUUCGAACAUCACUUUCGCAUUCCCCUAAUUUGAACAUCGAUUCGGCACCCCUAGUUCAAACAUUAAUUCAGCGCCCCUAGUUUGAACAUCAUUUGCCCCCCAUAAUUUGAUCAUCAAUUCGGCGAUCCCCUUGUUCGGACAUUAUUUGGGCACCCCCCUAAUUUGAUCAUCAAUUUGGCGCCCCACACCUUAUUUCAAACAUUGAUUUGGUAGUUCGAACAUCAAUUUUGCACCCUGCAGUUCUUACAGCAAUUUGGCGCCCAUCCAGUUCAAACAUCAAUUUGGCGCCCUCAUAUUCCAAGAUCAUUUUGUCGCCCCCAAGUUCGAACAUCAAAUUCGGCUCCCUCUGGUUCGAACGUGAAUAUGGCGCACCUUAGUUCGAACAUCAAUUCGGCGCCCCCUUGUUCGAACACCCCCUUGUUCGGGCACCGAAUCUAUUCGGUGCCCAUCUUGUUUGAACACUUUGGCUCCCCCUAAUUUGAUCAUCAAUAUGGCGCCAAAUAGUUCGAACAUCGAUUUGGCACAUUGUAGUUCUACUUCUCACACCAGUGCCCAUCUAGUUAAAAAAUCAAUAUGGCGCCUCCUAAUUCGAAGAUCAAUUCGGCGCCUCUAAGUUCGAACAUCAGUUCGGUUCCCCUAUUACAAACAUCACUUUGGCGCUCCUACUUCAAACAUCAGUUCAACACCCCUGCGUCAAACAUUUCGGCUCCCCCUAGAUCGAACAUCAACUUGGCACCCCUAGUUCAAAGAUCGAUUUGGUGCCCCCUAGUUCGAAGAUCAAUUCAGCAACACCCUAGUCGAAUAGUUAUUCGGAUCCCAUCCAGUUCUAACAUAAAUUCAGCGCCCGUAGUUCGGGCAUCACUUUAGUGUCCCUUUUUUUGAAAAUCAGUUUGGUGCUCCCUAAUUAAAAAUCAAUUUGGCACCCUGUAACUCGAUCAUCAAUUCGGCACCCCCUAGUUAGAACAGCCCUAGCUACAACAUCGAUUCAGGGCACCUUGUUCGAACAUCAGUUCGGCUCCCCUUUCUUCAAGCGUUAGUUUUGUGAGCCCUAGUUUGAUCAUCAUAUUGGCUCCCCUAGUUCAAUCAUCAAUUUGGCGCCCCCUUAUUCAAAGAUUAAUUUGGCACCCCCAGUUCUAACACCAAUUUGGCACCCCCUAGUUCGAAAAUCAAUUCGGCGCCCCCUUGUUCGAACAUCGCUUUGGCACCCCCUUAAUUUAAACAUCUAUUUGGCACUAAUAAUUCAAACAUCGACUUAGUGCCCCCUUAUUCAAAGAUGAAUUUGGCGCCCCCAGUUCGAAGACCAAUUUGGCGCCCCCUAGUUCGAACAUCACUUUGGCACCCCCUAAUUUGAUCAUCAAUUUGGCACCCCGUAGUUCUCAUCAAUUUGGCGUCUCUACUUCAUACAUCAACUCGGCGCCCCUACUUCAAACAUCUAUUUGGCGCCCCCUAAAUCCAAGAUCAUUUUGGCACCCCCUACUUCGAACAUGAAGUCGGCGCCCCCUAGUUCGAACAUCAAUUCGGGCUCUUUAAUUCGAAGAUAAUUUUGGCGCCCCUAGUUCGAACAUCAAUUCGACAGCCCUCUAGUUCGAACGUCUAUUUGGCACGUCCUAUUUUAAACCUCAGAUCGCCGCCUCUAGUUCGAACAUCGAUUCCGCUCCAACUGGUUCGAACAUCUGUUUGGUGCCCCCUCCCAGUUCUAACAUUAGUAUAAGACCUCUAGUUCGAACAUCACUUUGAAGCCCCUCCCCCCUAGUUCGAAAAUCAAUUUUACACCCCCUUGUUUGAACAUCGAUUCGGUGCUCCCUAAUUCGAAGAUCAAUUUCGCACCCUGUAGUUCGAACAUCAAUUCGGCUCCCUCUGGUUCGAACGUUAAUUUGGCGCCCCCUUGUUCGAACAUGAAUUCAGUGCCCCUAGUUCGAACAUCACUUUGGCGCCCCUAAUUUGAUCAUCAACUUCGCGCCCCAAACCAUAGUUCAAAUAUCGGUUUGGCGCCCUUCUAGUUCGAACAUUGAUUCGGCGGCCCUACUUCAAUACGGCGCCCUUAAUUCCAAGAUCAAUUUGGCGCCCUAUAGUUCGAACAUGAAUACAGCACCCCCUAAUUCGAACACCAAUUUGGCGACCAUUGUUCAAAUAUCAAUUUGGCGCCCCUAGUUCGAACAUCUAUUCGGCGCCUCCCUAGUUCGAACAGCUAUUCUGCGCUCCCUAAUUCAAAUAUAAAUUUAGUGCCCCCUGGUUCGAACAUCAAUUCGGCUCCCUCUUGUUUAAACGUGAUUUUUGGCACCCCUCGUUCGAAAAUCAAUUCGGCGCCCCCUUGUUCGAGCUUAGCUUUGAGACCCCCCUAAUCUAAACAUCUAUUCGGCGCCACUAGUUCAAACAGACUUGGUGCCACAUAGUUCGAACAUCAAUUUGACUCCCAGUAGUUUUAACAUCAAUUUGGCGCCCAUCUAGUUCAAACAUCGAAUCGGCGGCCCAACUUCAAUAUGGCGCCACUAAUUCCAAGAUCAAUUUGGCGCCCUCUAGUUCGAAUAGUAA
Molecule: messenger RNA, 5198 nt
Organism: Lytechinus variegatus (green sea urchin)
Lineage: Eukaryota; Metazoa; Echinodermata; Echinoidea; Temnopleuroida; Toxopneustidae
Product: sepiapterin reductase-like
Exons: 2
Coding region: 113-931 (272 amino acids)
Biological process (GO): tetrahydrobiopterin biosynthetic process
Molecular function (GO): sepiapterin reductase (NADP+) activity
Source: RefSeq, a predicted model, not a curated record